This is a messenger RNA of Linum trigynum, 1832 nucleotides long. NCBI's taxonomy places the organism in Eukaryota, Viridiplantae, Streptophyta, Magnoliopsida, Malpighiales, Linaceae. The record is from the annotation of a GenBank genome assembly.
CUUAUGCUUUUACAUUUUUUAAGCUAUCAAAACGCUUAUAUGUAGAUUGUAGAAUCAUGUUUUUACUGCAUCAAUCAUCAUGAAAGAUAGGAAAGAAAUAAAUGUAUUAUUAAAAAAUGUAGAUUAAUUUCUCAGUAUACGAGCAACUUUCUUUUAUGUGUAUGGAAGAACUAUGAAAUUACUUCUAGAAUUAUUAAUUAGUUGCUAAAAUGACCAGAAAAUUAUUAAGAAGCAGUUGCAACUUGCAAAAUGGUGUGUAGGUAAAUGGAUUAUAAGAAUAUAUAUAUAUAUAUAUAUAUAUAUAUAUAUAUAUAUUAUUAUUAUUAUUGAUUUUUCACCUUAUCUAAAGAGUAAAGACUAAAGUUGCUGGGGCCCACAGCUUUAAAUGAAUGAGCGUGUAGUGCGAAAAAUUAGCAAGGUCGUUGGUCGUUAAGUAAAUGGAUUAUAAGAUUUUUUAUUUUUUAUUUUCCACCUCAUCAAAAGUUGUUGGGGCCCACUACAGGCAGGUACGGCGACGACCCUUUUUCCUUCCUUUUAUAUGCUUUCCCCUUCUGCAACAAACCAACAGAAUCAGAGAGUCUCAGAGAGUGUAGUUUGGAAAGCGACGAACCAACCAGCCAGAAAGGAAACAAUCGCCAUUUCCGCUCUCUUCUUCUUCUUCUUCUUCUUCUUCUUCCCUGUUCUCUCCGCUUCGGAAGAUCGAAAUUCUUCGGCGGGAAGCCUAUUCAGAGAAGUUCUUGCUACCAUGCUGACUACCGCUGUUCCCAUUCACGCGCCGCCGGUGCUCUUGACCUCCCCGGCCUCCUCCAGAGCCAGAAGCAUUCACAAGCUCUUCACUGUCACCGCUUCUCGGAGAAUGGCGAUGAAUUCUGGGUCUUUCCUGACCAAGAAGAGGGAAGAGCUUUCGCUACACAUACGUCACCCCGCGGCUUUUGAUCCAAAAGGGGACGACACGCCCACUCGGCCUGAUGAGCACCGCCUGCAGAUACCCGAGCAGGAUUUGGUGGACAUUGACAAGAUGGAGUUCGGGGAAUUCGUUGCUAGAGAGGCUUUAAUUGAUGAAGAAUACUGGAUGGCAGGCUUAAUGCGAGGUUUAAGCCACUGGGAGCAUCGACCUGAAUUCAAAUUUGCUCCUAGUCUGCAGGCGGAAGCUGCGAAUCAGGGGUGGCGGGAGUUCCUUGCCAUUAGAAGGCAAUCCAUUGGUCCAUUUGGCCAACAGCCUAAGUGCAUAAUCACACUGAGAAAGCAAGUUGGGAUGGAGAGACGCACAAUAGUGGAAAGUGUGGUUGGGACUCUGGACUUGAGCAUCCGCUGGUUGCAGCCUGGAGAGAUCUUCCCUGGGGUAUAUGGAAAGACUCUAGGCAGAUACGGUUACGUUUCCGACUUGACGGUCCCGAGGUUUGCUCGUCGUCAUGGGAUAGCGACUAACAUGAUGCGGUUUGCAAUUGAAACGGCCAAGUCUAAUGGUGUGGAAGUUAUGUACGUUCAUGUGGAUAGAAACAACAAACCUGCAUUGCAACUUUUUGAGAAGAUUGGAUUUGAGAUGAUUGAAGAGGCAAGUGAAGGACUGGUGGAAGACAACACUUACAUCCUACGUUGCAGCUUGUAAAGAUGAGUACAGAUUUGGUGAUACAGGAAAGGAGUUCAGUUUACAAAGCAGAGAACCAGCACUGCAUAGGCCAGAGUUUAUUACUAGUUUUGACAGGAAUUUGAUCUGAUAAUGUGUAGACUUAGAUUUGGCAAUUCAGCACCAACCUAUGCACAGACAUUUCUUGAGAGGGAAGCAUACAAAUACCAUGUAUCGAUCGAUCUAAUACAGUUUCAGAACAGCA